Medioppia subpectinata is the source of this 2300-nucleotide messenger RNA. Lineage: Eukaryota; Metazoa; Arthropoda; Arachnida; Sarcoptiformes; Oppiidae. The record is from the annotation of a GenBank genome assembly.
UUUGUGUAGCUUUGAUGUAAACAUUGGUUCAUAACAUGAAUUGACAACUCAUUCAAUGAAAUGAGUGUUUGAUUUAAAGUAAUUUAAUUCACUUUGAAUUGCAUUUGAAUCGUAAGACAAAACCUAAACAAAUGAAUAGUAUAUUAGUAUUGGAUUUGUGGCAAAGGGUUGACAAUAGUUUUGCUCCCAUUUCUCAGAAACAGUUGAAUUUCAUCAACAAAUUGGACGCAAUCUCUCAUAACAAUCAAUCAAACCAAUCAGACAGCGAUCGGCAAACAGUUGUGGCCACAGAUAGCGACCCAUUAGUGCCCGACUUCAGCCAUUUAUACCACGUUUGUAUUUUUGACGACUGGUUUGAAAGCAUUGAAACACAUUUUGUUAAUCAAUACGACUCCCGAUUCAAAAAACUAUUGAAUUAUUACUCGCAAUGCAAACAACUAUUAGAAGACGUGAAUUCAUGUCUAACAUAUUUGGAUCAACUGAGACAACAGUACCUUUCGGUGUCUAAUAAAACCAAAACUCUUCACACCUCUUGUGAACAACUAUUACAACAACAGCACGGACUUAUAGUAGCGGUCGAGACAAUCAGCCAGAAGUUGAUGUAUUUCAAUGAACUUCAGCCCAUCUCUAAGAAGCUGUCGGCGCCGACAAUGCUUGUGCUGAACGAGUCAUUGAUGCCAAUGCUGUCACGUCUGGACGAAUGCAUCGCUUAUUUGGAGUCGAAGAAGAAUUACAGGGAAUCGGAGGUGUAUUUGAAACAAUUCCAACACUUGCAGUCACAGGCGCUGUCAACCAUCAGGACUCACGUGAUUAAGACAUUGGAACAGACGUCGCAACAAGUGAUGCCCGAAACCAAGGAUGCGUUGACACCAAACGACAGUGUCUUCACUUUAUUUUACGGCAAAUUUCAGACAAACGCUCACAGAAUCAAGACUUUAAUGCAACAAAUAGAGGAACGCACUCAACAGUCGCCUCUAUAUAGCCAAUACCUGUCGGAAUGCCAUCAGUGCUACUUCACAGCCAGAGAGUCAUUGAUAGGUCCGGUGCUGUCGUUGGCUAUUGACGAGAUGGUGGCCUCAUAUCAGCGCAACUAUUGUCAGCUGAUUAGGAGCUCAACGAAUGUAGUGAUCCAUAUCUGUCAGGACGAAUAUCAACUUUUUUUUCAAUUCUUCACUCAAACAACACCUUUAUUGAACGAUUUCUUAAACAAAAAUUGUCAGAAACUUUAUAACACAUUAAGACCAGUGGUUAUCCAUUUGGAGCAUUUGGAGUCUCUCUCAGAAAUUUGCUAUAUUUUGAAGAAUGAAAUGAUUGAUGAGAAUGUCAUAAAUCAAUCUCAAGAAUUGGAGCCAUUUAUUCAAUCAGUGGAGCGUUUACUACAGGAUACACAGGAGCGACUUGUCUAUCGGUCCAAUAUCUACAUUCAAAGCAAUAUUAUAGACUACACUCCCUGUGCCGGUGAUCUCGCUUACCCUGAAAAGCUUGAAAUGAUGAAAAGUAUUGCACAAAAUCUGGUCGACACUAAAGCAGACGAAACAAGAUCACCGGCUGAUCUGCACGGCAUGUGGUAUCCCACUGUCAGACGUACUCUCGUCUGCUUAACAAAACUCUAUCGUUCAUUAGAUAAGUCGACGUUUCAAGGCCUGUCUCAAGAAGUAUUGGCCGCUUGUAUUGAAUCACUUGAUUUAGCCCACAAUCAAAUCACUAGAAGAAAAGGCGCUCCACAAGUGACUGAGAAAGUGGUUGACUCCCAAAAAGCUGUCGACAAUAAAAUUAAGAUCAAAUGCGAAGAAUUUAUAUCACAUUCCACUCAACUCCUGAUUUCAUCGCUCAUUAAUUUGAUAGAAUUGUCGAAAGUUCUCCAAAAGGAUAAUCAAUUAAGAAGUCAUCAAAUGUUUAGUUCUACAGAAAAUGUCAAAAAAGCAAUCGCCGAAGUGAUGGAUCAACUGAGGGCCAACUUAGCUUUUGUUGAAUCCAGAAUGGCUUUAUAUUUAGCCAAUAGAGACACCGAAAUCAUACUUUUCCGUCCCAUUAAGGUUAAAAUUCAACAAAAUUUGUCAGAUUUAGAGAAAUUGAUUGAAAAGCAUUAUUCCGAAACCGAGAGGCAAGAGAUUUUUCUCCAAAAGGAUAAUCAAUUAAGAAGUCAUCAAAUGUUUAGUUCUACAGAAAAUGUCAAAAAAGCAAUCGCCGAAGUGAUGGAUCAGCUGAGGGCCAACUUAGCUUUUGUUGAGUCCAGAAUGGCUUUAUAUUUAGCCAAUAGAGACACCGAAAUCAUACUUUUCCGUCCCAUUAAGGUAUGA